GAACCGGCGGGGACUUCACCCCCGCCCGCCGCCGUCGGGGCUGGGUCCCUCCGCUCUCGGUCCCGCCCGCCGGGAGGGGCGGCCCCAGCCCCAGCCCCGGUCCAGGUCCCGGUCCCGCCUCCGCGGAGCGGCGCGGCGAGAGGCGUGGAGCUGCGCGGAGCCCGGAGGAGCCGUGGAGAUGCUGAACUCGCCCUGGGCACGUUUCUACUCCAACAGCUGCUGCCUCUGCUGCCAUGUCCGCACCGGCACCAUCAUCCUCGGCGUCUGGUACCUGAUUAUCAAUUCGGUGGUAUUGCUGAUUCUGCUGAGCGCCCUGACCGAUCCUGACCAGUACCACCUAACCAGUGCUGAAUUAGGGGGCGAAUUUGAAUUUAUGGAUGAUGCCAAUAUGUGCAUUGCCACGGCAAUUUCUCUUCUUAUGAUUCUGAUCUGUGCAAUGGCUACAUAUGGCGCGUAUAAGCAACAUGCAGCUUGGAUCAUUCCUUUCUUCUGCUAUCAGAUCUUUGACUUUGCUCUCAACACGUUGGUUGCCAUCAGUGUACUCGUCUACCCCAGCACAAUUCAGGACUACCUCCGCCAGCUGCCCACCAAUUUUCCCUACAAGGAAGAGAUCAUGUCUGUAAACCCUACGUGUCUGGUUGUGAUUAUCCUCCUUUUCAUAAGCAUCAUUUUGGCUUUUAAGGGUUACUUGAUAAGCUGUGUGUGGAACUGUUACCGAUACAUUAAUGGCAGAAACAACUCGGAUGUGUUGGUGUACAUUACCACCAAUGACACUGCGGUCCUGUUGCCACCAUAUGAUGAUCCUGUGAAUGGAGCUGCUAAAGAUCCACCACCACCUUAUGUGUCAGCAUAAGUGAGAGAGUACUGUGUACCUAGGGAGGAUAGCUUUACUUUUCAGACAUUGGAGCAAUAGUUUGAUAAUUUUACUUCCAGGAUAUAACCUCUGUGGGUUAUACAUUGCUGUUUUGCUGACAUAUUGAAACCUAAAUUGUGUGGUUAAAAUUCCGUAGAUAGUUUUAAUAAUUUGCUGCAACUAGUGAACUAGUUUCAGAACAAUUCUGGGUAGCGUUAAGGUUACGGUAGUCACUGAAUAGCUUUUUCCACCAUAACUGAUGUGUAGUGCUAGAGAACAUAGAACGUCACAUUCUCAAUCAGGUUCAGAGUGUAAUUUUCUUUUUUAGUCCCAAAAAGUGUCAUUCCACUUCAUUCCUGUUCUGCAAGACUUUAUUAAGUUAUUAUGCCAUGAAGGGUGAUGAUUGCAAGAAGAAGAAUGAGUCUUACCACUAUUCUCAUCAACCCGGCUAAUGGGAAACAAAUUUAAUUGGGAAGAAUAAGUAUGAGAAAUGAGAGUAGACAAAGCACUCUGUGAUGUGUAACAAGCCCGAACCUGUGGUCUACAUGGACUCACUUUGUCGCAGCCUGCAACCAUUCUAACACUCAAAAAAAAAGAGUUCUUACCGACUUCUGGUAAUUUUCUUUUCCUGCCUACAGACCUUUUUCCUCCCCACCAACUUCACAAAUAGUAUUUUGAGGUCACAAAAUCCCUGCUUUUAAAGUCCCAUGGUUAGGUGACAAAGCGGCGUCUUUCACACUCAAUAUGCAAAUGUUUUCCCAUUGGAAUGUGCCUGUAAAUAUCGCAAUGUUCUGCUGAGUGUGAACUAAAUUAUGCAGAUUCUAAGAUAUAUGUUCCCAACCUAUGGGAAACUUAUGCAUGCAACUUCCUCGAGCAUUAGCAGAUAUGUUUUGCGUGUUUCUGAUACACAUCAAUGUUGGGAUUUUAGAUUCCUUUUAUGACUGAACUGGUUGUGCUGAGAAUCUUUCUCAUGGCACUCAUCCAUUCAUGAAUGUUUGCGUGAGGUAUUUUUUUUCUUACCCAGAGAAGUGCCUCCUGCACAUGUAACUUUUUGUUGUUGAUGAAGGUUCUACUUUUAAUUGCAAAGGAACAGGAAAAGGGAAUAUAAUGUGUGUCUCUACCUCUCAUUGUUUUCCCCCUGUGUUGUCUCCUCUGUAUUUGGGGUGAUUGAACAGGCUGAAGCUAGACUGAUGCCAUUGCACACCGCCCCAGGUAAAGGGCAGUGCAGGGCUGAGGCACAGUUUGGAGGGGCACCAGAAGAAACCAAGGUGCUGUCUCUCCUCUGAGUGGGCUGGCAUGUGAGUCCGCACCCUUGCUAAGGAGGACACCCGUUCUCACCCUCAGUGCAUUGACUCCCUUCUGCAGACUGAAGAAGAGUGGAGCUUUUCCUGCCUUUUUCUGGAAAAGAGCUUUCCAGGGGAAUACAGGGCCAACAACUUCUCUUCACGGAGGUUGCCACUGUGACCUGUUCUUGCAGAGGCCAGGGAAGGAACGGCCAGACUCUUUCUACCAGUCUCUUCCACACCCCUGGGAAAAGGCAAGUCCCCAUCUGCUUGUUGGAAUUUCACUUCGGGAUUCAUCUACUCAGAGAUCAAACUAAGCAAUGCUUUUUGACUGAAACAAUCCUGAUGUCCAUCCAUUGAUCUUUGUCACGAUCCUGUUGCUUUCUUCGGAAUAAGGAAUAUAAUAACUCAUUACAGUUAUCUUUGGGAAUUAAUCCGAAUUUGGGGGUGAGGCUGAUUGGCUGGGCUUCUGAGCUUCAUUUUCUUUCAUUCUUGACAGAUUUGUGAAGGAUUUUAAACAGUCAUCAUUUGAGAAAACCUGGUUGUAAAUACAUCACAUCUGUGUAUACAAACUUCUCUACAAUAAAAGGGUGUUUCCU
Messenger RNA from Grus americana (Whooping crane), 2735 nucleotides. It is a transcript of the gene LAPTM4B, whose product is annotated as lysosomal protein transmembrane 4 beta. The coding region runs from base 179 to 853 and encodes 224 amino acids. The transcript has 7 exons. Gene Ontology annotation, cellular component: lysosomal membrane. The record is from RefSeq and is a predicted model, not a curated record. NCBI's taxonomy places the organism in Eukaryota, Metazoa, Chordata, Aves, Gruiformes, Gruidae.